AUGGGAAACGGAGCUAAAGCUCAACAAAAGCGUGAGCGCAAUGCCGAUAAGAAUGCCCCCAAGGGCUCGAAAAGUCAGGCCAAAAUCAACGAGGCCGCUAAAAGCAUCAUCUGUGGAGUCUGCAGGCAGAAUUUUUUGAUUACAACUCGCGCACCUGCGCUCGAGGAACACUCUGCUAACAAGCACUCAAAGACAAUGGCAGAGUGCUUCCCUAAUUUCGGAAAGUAA
Molecule: messenger RNA, 228 nt
Organism: Psilocybe cubensis
Lineage: Eukaryota; Fungi; Basidiomycota; Agaricomycetes; Agaricales; Agrocybaceae
Exons: 4
Coding region: 1-228 (75 amino acids)
Source: RefSeq, a predicted model, not a curated record